CCCGUGCGUGCGUGGGACUCCCGGGCGCCAAGGCCGCGCGCCCAUGCGGCGGGGAAACUCUAUAAAAGGGCACACGGGUGCUGAGCUUGGUGCUAUCUACCCACCCAUAGCCUGCACUGAGCCAGCCACCGCAAGGAGGAAGAAGAAGAGGGGGAGAGAGGGGGUAAGAAGAAGGUUUCGGUUCGGACGAGAUGGCGCCGGCGCCGGUGCCCCUGCUCGUCGCCGCCUUCUCCCUGCUCUUCGCGGCGGCGACUCCGAUCAGGGACGUCGCCGACGCCUGCUCCUCGCAAGUGCAGGCUGCAGAUUUCGAGCACCUGAACAGCACCGCCAUGCACCUCCCGCUGCACCACUCGCGGGGGCCCUGCUCGCCGGUGUCCGUCCCGUCGGACCUCCCGUUCUCGGCGGUGCUCACCCACGACGACGCCCGCAUCGCGUCCCUCGCCGCGCGCCUCGCCAAGGCGCCGUCGUCGUCCUCGGCGCGCCCCGCGGUCACGGUGGCCUCGCUCUACCGGGCGAACGACGACGUCGACGGCGUCGCGGCCUCCCUGGCGUCCGUGCCGCUCACUCCGGGUACGUCGUACGGCGUGGGCAACUACGUGACCCGCAUGGGCCUCGGCACCCCAGCCAAGCCGUACGUCAUGGUGGUGGACACCGGCUCCUCCCUCACCUGGCUCCAGUGUUCCCCCUGCCGGGUGUCGUGCCACCGCCAGUCCGGCCCGGUGUUCGACCCCAAGACGUCCAGCUCCUACGCCGCCGUCUCCUGCUCCACGCCGCAGUGCAACGACCUCUCCACCGCCACGCUCAACCCGGCGGCCUGCUCCUCCUCCGACGUCUGCAUCUACCAGGCCAGCUACGGCGACAGCUCCUUCUCCGUGGGGUACCUCAGCAAGGACACCGUCUCCUUCGGCUCCAACAGCGUGCCCAACUUCUACUACGGGUGCGGGCAGGACAACGAGGGCCUCUUCGGCCGCUCCGCCGGCCUCAUGGGCCUGGCCCGCAACAAGCUCUCGCUGCUCUACCAGCUCGCGCCCACCCUCGGCUACUCCUUCUCCUACUGCCUCCCGUCCUCCUCCUCCUCCGGCUACCUCUCCAUCGGCUCCUACAACCCGGGCCAGUACUCCUACACGCCCAUGGUGUCCAGCACACUCGACGACUCGCUCUACUUCAUCAAGCUCUCCGGGAUGACCGUCGCCGGGAAGCCGCUGGCCAUCUCCUCCUCCGAGUACUCCAGCCUGCCCACCAUCAUCGACUCCGGCACGGUCAUCACGCGCCUGCCCACCACCGUCUACGACGCCCUCAGCAAGGCGGUGGCGGGGGCCAUGAAGGGGACCAAGCGCGCGGACGCCUACUCCAUCCUCGACACCUGCUUCGUGGGCCAGGCGUCGAGCCUGCGCGUCCCGGCGGUCAGCAUGGCCUUCUCCGGCGGUGCGGCGCUUAAGCUGUCGGCGCAGAACCUGCUCGUCGACGUGGACAGCUCCACGACGUGCCUCGCCUUCGCGCCCGCCAGGAGCGCCGCCAUCAUCGGCAACACCCAGCAGCAGACGUUCAGCGUCGUCUACGACGUCAAGAGCAACAGGAUCGGCUUCGCCGCCGGCGGCUGCAGAUAAUUCCUUUGGAACAAGGUGCACGCAAGCAGCGCAUGCAUGCGCGGAAUGGGUUUAAUUUAAUUUAAUUUGCUACAUGCACGUUCACUUUCUCAACUCGUCAUUCGACCGAUGUUGACGACUACACGCCACAAGGUAGAUAAAAAGGAGGUACGUAGUUGAUUAAGUGGUGUACAUGCAUGCAUGUUUAAUUAUCACAGCUUCGUUGUGUUACAUAAAAAAGGAGACAUCGAGCACAAAACAUAUUAGUGCUAUUUAUAGGAUUGAAGCUAUUUAUAUUGCUCAGACCAGAUAUUGAAAGUGGAAAUGCAUAACUUGAAUGUCACGUAGCCAGAACAUGUGAAACACUUGUGUCAUGUAAAUUCUUUGGCAAUUACUGGUCAAAAAUAAUGUACCACUUUGUAUAGCUAAGUUAAAGGGUGUGCCUUUGUUUCGAAUAUGGUCCUUAGAACUUCAAAAAUUGCUCCUGUUUGAGAGCACGUAAUUUGUAAAAUUGAAAACUGUAUAUUGUAUUGAUGUGAUCUUUGCAGAAUCAGAAUUGAUUUAUAACAUUUCUUGCACGA
Aegilops tauschii subsp. strangulata is the source of this 2167-nucleotide messenger RNA. RefSeq names its product aspartyl protease family protein At5g10770. Gene Ontology annotation, molecular function: aspartic-type endopeptidase activity. The record is from RefSeq and is a predicted model, not a curated record. NCBI's taxonomy places the organism in Eukaryota, Viridiplantae, Streptophyta, Magnoliopsida, Poales, Poaceae. Gene Ontology annotation, biological process: proteolysis.